ACUUCUCAUUCACAGCUCAGAAGCAAGUCAAGGAACUACUCCAAUACCAAUCCACACCCAACCAACAAAAUGCGAGAGAUUGUUCACCUUCAGGCUGGUCAGUGCGGCAACCAGAUCGGUGCCAAGUUCUGGGAAGUCAUCUCAGACGAGCAUGGCAUUGACCCCACCGGCACAUACCACGGAGACUCCGAUCUUCAGUUGGAGAGAAUCAACGUAUACUACAAUGAAGCCACAGGAGGCAAAUACGUUCCACGUGCCGUAUUGGUGGAUCUUGAGCCAGGAACCAUGGACUCCGUGAGGUCCGGACCUUUUGGACAGAUCUUCAGACCAGACAACUUCGUCUUCGGUCAGAGUGGUGCUGGAAACAACUGGGCUAAGGGACAUUACACAGAAGGUGCUGAGCUUGUAGACUCUGUUCUUGACGUUGUACGAAAGGAGGCCGAAGGCUGUGAUUGCCUUCAGGGAUUCCAGCUCACACACUCCCUUGGUGGUGGUACCGGAUCCGGUAUGGGCACACUUCUCAUCAGCAAAAUCCGUGAGGAAUACCCAGACAGGAUCAUGAACACAUUCUCCGUCGUGCCAUCACCAAAAGUAUCAGACACUGUUGUUGAACCCUACAACGCCACCCUCUCCGUCCAUCAGCUUGUUGAGAACACCGACGAGACCUACUGCAUCGACAACGAAGCUCUCUACGAUAUCUGCUUCCGUACCCUUAAGCUCACCACCCCAACAUACGGAGAUCUCAACCAUCUCGUCUCUGCCACCAUGUCCGGAGUCACCACCUGCCUCCGAUUCCCUGGUCAGUUGAACGCCGAUUUGAGGAAGCUUGCCGUCAACAUGGUACCUUUCCCACGUCUUCACUUCUUCAUGCCCGGAUUCGCCCCACUCACCUCCCGAGGAAGCCAGCAGUACCGAGCCCUCACCGUCCCUGAACUCACCCAACAGAUGUUCGAUGCCAAGAACAUGAUGGCUGCUUGCGACCCACGUCACGGCCGUUACCUCACCGUUGCUGCCAUGUUCCGUGGCCGCAUGUCCAUGAAGGAGGUUGACGAACAGAUGUUGAACGUCCAGAACAAGAACAGCAGCUACUUCGUCGAAUGGAUCCCCAACAACGUCAAGACCGCCGUCUGUGACAUCCCACCACGUGGUCUUAAGAUGUCCGGAACCUUCAUCGGUAACAGCACCGCCAUCCAGGAGCUGUUCAAGCGUAUCUCCGAGCAGUUCACUGCUAUGUUCCGUCGUAAGGCUUUCUUGCAUUGGUACACUGGCGAGGGCAUGGACGAGAUGGAGUUCACUGAAGCCGAAUCCAACAUGAACGACUUGGUGUCUGAAUACCAACAGUACCAGGACGCCACCGCCGAGGAGGAGGGUGAAUUCGACGAGGAGGAGGAAGAAGCCGACGCUUAAAUUUGAAUCUGUACCAAUCGAUCAUAAACAAUACCUACAGAACUGAAAAUUAACAUUAACAUCCACCGAAUGAGAAAUAUCCUAAAAUGAACCAAAAAAACACCAUGGUUUCUCAUGAAAAUCUAUUUUACCUUGUUAAGGUCGAACAUGUAUUGUAAUACAUGCCUGCACUAGCCAAACCAUGACAAUUUGUUAAGUUUUAUAUCUUCAAUUGUGAAAUUAAAGUUUUAUACAAAUA
Messenger RNA from Lineus longissimus, 1645 nucleotides. RefSeq names its product tubulin beta-4B chain-like. Lineage: Eukaryota; Metazoa; Nemertea; Pilidiophora; Heteronemertea; Lineidae. Bases 70 to 1407 code for a protein of 445 amino acids. Gene Ontology annotation, cellular component: cytoplasm; microtubule. The record is from RefSeq and is a predicted model, not a curated record. Gene Ontology annotation, biological process: microtubule cytoskeleton organization; mitotic cell cycle. The transcript is spliced from 3 exons. Gene Ontology annotation, molecular function: GTPase activity; GTP binding; structural constituent of cytoskeleton.